Mitosporidium daphniae is the source of this 2004-nucleotide messenger RNA. RefSeq names its product S-adenosyl-L-methionine-dependent methyltransferase. NCBI's taxonomy places the organism in Eukaryota, Fungi, Microsporidia. Gene Ontology annotation, molecular function: tRNA (cytidine-N5)-methyltransferase activity; tRNA binding. Gene Ontology annotation, biological process: tRNA methylation. The record is from RefSeq and is a predicted model, not a curated record. The coding region runs from base 1 to 2004 and encodes 667 amino acids. The transcript has a single exon. Gene Ontology annotation, cellular component: cytoplasm; nucleus.
AUGGCAUUUAGUAAGCGACGCAAAAGAAGUGGUGCACAGAAGAAGCCCUUCUCGACCUUGUCAGCAUCUCGCCCGCGUGCUGAAUUUCGCCAAAUCGAGCUAAAAAACGACCGUUUCGAGUCUUAUUACAGGGGAUCUGUUAUUCCAGAGCAGGAGUGGGAAGAUUUUAUUGGGCGGAUGCGAGAGCCACUUCCUGUUACUUUCCGCCUGCCGUUUUCCUCGAUGUCUGGGCUUUUGGAAAAAUACCUUUCCAAGGAGUUUUCUUUUCUGGAGCGCAUCGAAUGGUAUCCUGCGCCAGGCUCAGCCUGGAAAGUAGCUGCGGGACGCACUCAGGUGCGGCGAGAAACGCACUAUGCCAAGCUACACAGUCUUUUGGUGCGUGAAACAGAAGUUGGUAACAUCUGCCGCCAAGAAGCUGUCUCUAUGAUCCCACCGCUCUUUCUCAAAACUCUACCCAGCGAUUCUGUGCUGGAUAUGUGCGCCGCCCCAGGCUCAAAGACAUGCCAGCUGGUAGAGAUGAUGCGAUGUGGCCCGGAUACUGGAUCUUUUGAAACCCCUGCAACUUGUAGCGAGCAACUGCCUCUGCCUACAGGUGUCGUUGUGGCAAAUGAUGUGGAUGUUGAUCGUGCUUCAAUGAUGGUACACCAAGUAAAGCGUAUGAACUCACCAUCGCUUGUGGUGACCACAGUGGAUGCCUCGCAAUUCCCGACGUCUCAAAAGUUUGACAAGAUCCUCUGUGAUGUUCCUUGUUCAGGCGAUGGUACCCUUCGCAAGAAUAAGUUGAUCUGGCGCACAUGGAGCGAACGAGACGCUCAGGCUCUGCAGCCGCUGCAAAUUGCCAUCCUCAACAGGGGGCUCUCGCUAUUGCGUCCAGGAGGCAAGCUAGUAUAUUCUACAUGCUCCAUGAAUCCAAUUGAGAAUGAGGAUGUUAUCGCAGCGGUCCUUGAAAAACGCCAUGCGGAGUUUUCACUUGUUGAUUGCACCCAACAGCUUGUUGAUCUUAAACGGCGACCGGGUCUGUCUAGGGGUUCCCCAGAUCUCGCUACAGAGCGAUGCAUGCGCUUUUAUCCUCACCUUCAGGACACUGGUGGCUUUUUCGUUGCAGUGAUUGAAAGCAAACAUUGUGAUCGGGCGGACCUAGUGCCUCAAUCUAAGGAUGGAGUUGUGGAAUCAAAAUCUAAAGUGGAGGCGGUAUCUGCUCAAAAAGCGGAUCCUAUGCCUGCUUAUUUUGCUGAGGCGAUUGAUGUAGCACUGGACCAGUGGGGGCUUAGAGGUGUCUCUAAAACACCACUCACCGAUCUCAUCAUUGCCAGGAAGACGCCCGAUGGUGACUCUGAAGAUGGUCAAAGCCAGAAACUUUUACCUCAUCUUUCACUGAUUUCUGCAAAAGCUCGAAGUUUUUCAGAAGCAUGGUCCGCUAGAGGUGCAGCUCACCUCGUGCUAUAUACGGGUCUUGCUGCAUUUGCGCGCCAAGAUGGCAACGACUCGUAUCGAAUCAAAUACUCGGCAUUGCCUUAUUUGAUACCAUUUAUGGACACUUCACGAAUUAUUUCUAUCAGUGAUCCUUCGGAUAUCCUUUCUCUGUUGACGGAUAAUGCCUCUGCAAAUAAGAAUAGUGCAGCGCCUGUCCAAGUUGAUGGUGCCCCGCAGGAUGCUUCAGACCAAGUUGAUGGUGCCCCGCAGGAUGCUUCAGAUCAACUUAAUUCUACCGACACAAACUUGUCAAUUGAAUUUGAACAAGAUAAGCUGCCUGUACAAGACACACCACUUGUACCCACCAAGGAAAAGGCCAAGAGUCAACUCGUGCGUAUAGAAGAACUUUCCCCCUCCUUAAGGGAGGCUUUGGAACCACUCCCUAUCGGAUGCCAUAUUGCCCAGAUCGCGAAUAGAUCGAGUUUUAUCGUGGUCCCCUUAUGGCGGGGCCGCUUUUCAGCCCAUCUGCUCGUUAGCAAGCUCGAUAAAGCGUCUCUUAAUUUCCUCUGCUCCAUUCCGGCAGACGUUUGA